This is a messenger RNA of Trichoderma gamsii, 4557 nucleotides long. RefSeq lists its product as hypothetical. The record is from RefSeq and is a predicted model, not a curated record. Lineage: Eukaryota; Fungi; Ascomycota; Sordariomycetes; Hypocreales; Hypocreaceae. The transcript has 6 exons. The coding region runs from base 1 to 4557 and encodes 1518 amino acids. Gene Ontology annotation, molecular function: protein binding.
AUGAGUAUAAUGAAUGCCUCCAAACCUGCGUCCAAGUUGUCUUCUGACGGCUUGCUCGCUGAAAAUGCACCUCAACUACUGUCGGCCCUCGGCCACGAUUGCCAAGACACACCAAUACGAGAGCUUUGGAAUGUGGCAUACGAAAACUUGCGAAAAGAAGAUGCUAAGCUAGUCGACAAAUACGAGGCCAGUCUUCAACAGUGCCUGCCGUCAGACUUGGAAAAUGUUGGCAGAAGAGAAUGGAUGGACGCCAUACUUAAGCAUAAGAUGCGAGAGACACAAGCGAAUAUCUGGAAAUUGACAUUCAGACGCUCAGAAGUUCAGCUCACCGAGGUCAUUCAAAAAGUCUUGGGAGUACUCAAAUUAGUGAAUGACUUUGUUACCGCUGCUGUCAGUUCCAACCCAUCUGCAUCUCUAGCCUGGGCUGGCGUUGGCGUAUUGUUGCCGCUUUUUUUGAACCCCAUAGAGCAGGCUUCGGGCCUAGCGGAUGGAUUGGAGUACAUUUCAUCGCUCAUUGUCCAAAGUCGAAUGCGAGAAGACCUAUAUCAUCGGCGCUACGAAUCAAACAGCCCCUCUGAAACAUCUCCAACACAUAAAGCCAUUUAUAAGAAUACUUUAGAAGAGUUGUAUCGACAAAUAUUAAGAUUCCAAGUGGCAAGCUAUUGCUACUACACCCAUAAUGACGCCUCACGUUUUGGCCGCGAUUUCAUCAAACGAGACGAUUGGAGUGAUAUGAUAGGAAAGAUUCGCACCCAGGACUCCCAUUUCAUCAAGAUCAAUGAGCUUUGGCGCGAAAACCAGUACAUUGAUGAAUGCGUGGCGGCGCAACAGCGGCACCAGGAGAGCAUUAACAGUUUAACAGUAGUUGGCGCAGAGCUUUCUGGCCUCAAAAAAGCAGUAGAUGAUGCUAAUUCUAAGAAUGAUCAUCGAGAUCUAAUGCGUUGGAUGUCUGACCUCGACCCAUCGCCAAUUUACAACUCUGCUCUGAACAGGCACGAAGCUGGUACAGGCGAGUGGCUGCUCAGAAGGAAUGGAGAGUUUUCUACCUGGAUAAAGAGCUCUAAUUCCUUUAUAUGGCUGCAUGGAAAAGAUAAAUACGACAACGAUUCAUCAGUCGCCGUCGCCUACUUUUAUUUUACUUUUAGCGAUUCGAAAAAACAAGAAAGAGACGUCAGAAAGCUAAGGGAAUACAAGAAUCAAGACACACAGCCACCUACUAGCAUUCUUGAGCAGAGUUUAUUAGAUGUCAUAUGCGGAUUCUCAGCAACAUAUCUGGUAAUUGAUGCUCUGGACGAAUGUCCAAAGUUCAAGGGCGAACGGUCAGAGCUUAUGAAGAGUCUGAAUCGCAUUCUUACAGCUACAGCCGCGGCCACGACAAGCAAUCUCCAUCUAUUCUGUACAAGUCGAAAAGAAUUGGAUAUUGAAAUUGAGUUCCGAGAUCAUUUAUCCAAGCCAGAGGGUGCGGAGAUUGACCUAUCUUGUUGCAGAGAGGAGAUGGAGCAAGAUAUUAGGCAGUAUAUUGAUGUGGCUUUAUCGAGUGCUGACUUUCACUCUUGGCCACCAACUAUUCGAUCGGAGCGGCUCAAAUCAUCAGCUGAGAUCCGAAGAGCUUUGAAGCAGCUACCGCAGGGGCUUGAUGAGACAUAUGAGAGGAUGCUACGAAAUAUAGACCCGGUUUAUCAGCCGCAGGUUGCAAGUUGCCUCAAAUGGCUUGCCUUCUCCCUCACCGUACUGACCAUAGACGAACUCGCUACAAUAUUUAUUCUGCGGCCAGAAACCGACACUAUCAUUGAUGAAGAUGAACGUGUUUUCAGCUCAGAGGAUACUUUGGCAUAUCUGCGCGGACUUGUAAUUGUUGAGAUGGAUAAAAAACAAAGGAAAUUUGUCCGCCUAGCUCAUUAUUCGAUCAAGGAAUAUCUGAUUUCUGGCCGAAUGUGCAAGGAUCUUGCAGCGGCCUUCUCGUUCACCGAUAUUAGCGCCCAUCUCUGGAUUGCGCGUUCAAGCCUCGCCUACGUUCUACAUACGGGCGUUACCUGCAAAAUUGCUGAAAAUGCUGAGGAUUUCAACUCCGAUCAUCGCGAUACGCUAAAAUGGUAUACAGCCCAGAACUGGCCGCGUCAUCUUGAAAUGGUCCCUCGCAAAUCCUGGCCAACUGAAGUUGUUCAACUGGCGAAUUCUGCUCUCUCCAUUCGGAGCAAGGGUCUGAUUAUCACACUCUUGCCGGGCGCCGUGAAAAAUCUCGAUCUCGAAACUCGCAGCGACGAGUUACAGCAUCCGUACUAUUUUACUGCUCUAUCAGGCUACUCUCAACUGACUGAACUAUUGCUCUCGGAUGACUCGAGCACAGGCAAAUACGUAACGCAGGAGGAUAAAGAUACUAUGCUACAGCUCGCAGCGCGGGCAAGCAGCAAAGAACUUGUCCUAACUCUCCUAAAUAGAGGUGCGGCCGCCAACGCAAAAAAGGUUAACCAUGAGUAUGCCAGGAGUGGCGAUGCAUUGCAAGAAGCAAUCCGGCAAGGAGAUUCGGACAUCGUGAGGAUCCUUCUUACUUGGGGUGCCGAUAUAAAUGCACAGCGCGGGGACUGGGGUUCGGCCUUGCAGGUUGCUGCACUGCAGUCCGGAUUGGAGAUGCUGGAGCUUCUCAUCGACUAUGGGGCUAACAUUAACGGCCCCUCAAACGCUGCAGGAUGCGUUCUUUCUGUAGCAGCUUCAGAUCACAAGACCACACACCUUGAGUUUUUACUAGCCAAGGGUGCCAACAUCAAUAUGCGUGGCACUGGAGAAAAUGAAACAACGGCGCUUCAUGUAGCGGCAAGAAACGGCAGUUGGCAUAUCUUUGACCUACUGCUACAAAGAGGAGCCGACAUAAAUAUUGGCAGAAAAUAUGGGACUGCUCUUCAUAGACUAGUCGCGUACGGUGACGAUGUGGUCGGCGUGCUUGUUCGAAUGAAGCGCUUGGUUGAGAUGGGCGCUGACCCCAAGGCCCAGUGUGAAGAGUUGGGGACUGCAUUGCAUGUUGCAUGUGGCAACUGGAAUCCUGAAUCUAUUCAGAUCGUACAGUUUCUGUUUGAUAAAGGCGUUGAUGUGAAUAUCGUGGCAGGCGGUUAUGGAACGCCGCUGCAGGCGAUGUGCGCAUCGCAUGGGAAUAUAGAAAUGGCCGAGUUGCUAUUGGCCCACAACGCCGAUGUGAAUCUACAAGGUGGCGAAUACGGCACUGCUCUUCAGGCCGCAUGUUCGAGGGAAAACAUGGGACUGGUGCAGCUGCUGCUUGCUCAUGGAGCCGAUGUGAAUCUACAAGGUGGCGAAUACGGCAAUGCUCUUCAGGCCGCAUGUUCGGGGGGAAACAUGGAACUGGCGCAGCUGCUGCUUGCUCAUGGAGCCGAUGUGAAUCUACAAGGUGGCGAAUACGGCAAUGCUCUUCAGGCCGCAUGUUUGAUGGGCAACAAGAAACUGGCGCAGCUGCUGCUUGCUCAUGGACCUGAUGUGAAUGCCCAGGGCGGAUAUUUUGGCAAUGCGCUGCAGGCCGCAUGUGCUCGCCACCGGCGCCGUUCAGUGGCUAUUGUGCGCUUGCUGCUAGCAAGUGGCGUCGAUGUAAAUGCAGUUGGUGGUGAAUAUGGAACAGCUUUACAAGCCGCGGCAUACAAGUACGUAGGCAGGGAAUCUACGGACUCUAUGGAGACAAUACGUCUCUUACUUGAGCACGGUGCAAAUGUCCACAUCCAGGGCGGUAAGUACGGCAAUGCCUUAAAUGCAGCUACCGCUACUACUUUUCUCAAUCUGGAUAUUCUUCAACUGUUGUUGGACCACGGCGCCGAUGUUAACAAAGUGUCUGGUGAGCGUGGCACUCCCCUGCAUAAUGCCCUCAAUACGUUACGGAUAAGAUGGUUAAGUAGGGGAAGCAAGCUCACAGAAUUGUGUACUGGCAAGAUCCGGCUUCUUCUGGAACAUGGUGCUGAUGUUAAUCUACCGGGCGGCGAGUAUGGCUUGCCUCUUCAAACAGCGUGUGUAAUGGGGAGCUUGUCUCCAGAAAUAUUAUACCAUGUUGUAAGGAUGGACGCAGCAGCCAAGACGAUAAAACUCCUUUUGGACUAUGAACCUCCGACUGAUGUCAACGCUCAUAGUGGAACCUUUGGCACAGCUUUACAGGCAGCAGCGUAUUCGGGUUUGGCAGAGCCGAUAAGCCUGUUAUUAGAGCGAGGUGCUCAAGUCGCCUGUCACGAAUGGUGUGGCAAGUAUGGCUCUGCCUUGAACGCGGCUGUCAUCAAGGGCCACUGGGAUAUUGUGCAUCUCUUACGCGAGGCAGGGGCAAAGCCCGAUUGCUAUUCAAUGCAGACGCCUGAUGAAGAAUGGCUUCUAAAAGUCCGACAGGAAGAUGGUCGAGGGGCGGAAGAGAGAUAUAGGAAGUUCUGGGAAUUAGAGAAGCCGAUACAGGAGCAGACGCUGCUUCAACGACAAAGUCUACUCACUGCAAUCCACUUUUCACGGCUUCUUAUGCCAUUCCAGCUGUUUAUCUCCUUUUUACUGGCAUAUUUCAUUCGCCCAAAUAAAAGAGAGUAA